CCUAUUCCAAAUAUGGCGGCUUUCUUCAAAAUCUAGGAUGGCGAAGUCAGAAGUUUCUAGAGAUUCUUGAAGAUUUGUUGGUGGAUCAAAGAUGCAGUGUUCAUUCCGACAGCUGAAGGAGAAGUCCCUCUCCACGGAGGUGACACAUAUGCAAUGGAAUCCCAAGAUGGAUCUACUUGCUCUUGCAAACACUCAAGGAGAGGUGUGGCUCCACCGUCUGAACUGGCAGCGGGUCUGGACCCUCUCACCGCCUGCAGGAGCCUCAGAAGGUCAGGGUGUCACAGGACUGGCCUGGAGACCGGACGGACAAGUGCUGGGUGUUGGUUACCAGAGUGGGCAGGUGGUCCUGUGUGAUGUAGAGAAGGCUGAGGUUCUGCACACGUCUACCCUGGCACACCCAGUCUCCUGUAUGACAUGGCAGGAGGCAGAGGACAAACACAGCGCUAGCGGAGUGACAGCCUCCCCAGUCCAUGUGGACCAGUCAUCCUCCCCAGCCUCCAGUCAAACCACACCACAGGAUACAGCAGCAGAGUUUCUCCCCAGGCUCACACCACUACCUAAAGGGUACAGUGCCACAGACAAAGCUAACAGUGAGGAAGAGGUUGUGGAAGAUAACAAGAGACUAAGUAGUCAGACUAGGUUGAACAUUCUGGUUGUGGGGGAUGAGGUUGGAAGUAUUUAUUUACUUGCAUAUGGACUAUUUUCAAUGGGACAACUUGCACCAGAGGAGCACCCUCAAGCCAAGGGAGGUCGGCUGUUGAGUGUGACCUUGUCCAGUGACCUUCAGUGUCUGUCAGCAGUGGUACAGCACCAGGCAUCAGCUGACACCUCACAGUCUGACCACACUGUCUGUCUAACUACUUACAACACUGCCCUGUUGGCUACACGGAAGCAGGAGCUUGCUACUUUAGGCAUGAAGUACGGACAGGUUGCAACAAUUCUUGGAUACAUGGAGAACACACUACGGUCCAUGUCAGAAGCAUGGGAAGACAUCCUACUGGAGAUGGACAACAAACUGGCCAAGUUUGCAGAGACCAUUGACAGUAAGGACCUUGACUGGCAAGUUAGUGAUGAGUUCCUACAGUUACUGAUGUGGGGUAAAGCCAGUCCUGAGCUCCAGAGUUUCCUACUGAAUACACUAACUGAGAAGGGUCUGAAGAAACUUGGCUUGUCCAUUGACAACUCCUACUCCAACAUUGAGAAACUGGUGCUGAAUCAUCUUCAGAGAGCUGGACAGGCUCUUUUGUUUCAUCUGAGUGAACUGAAGGGUCUGUCUCUGUGGUAUGACAAGUAUGGGAUGUUAGGACUUAACACACAAGCUGUACAGGAGGCAUGGAGCUGUGCAGGGUCCUUCAUGCUCAAGGCCAACGAGCUUCUGCAAGUAAUUGAUAACAGCAUGAAGAAUUUCAAGGCCUUUUUUCGCUGGGUCUAUGCUGUGAUGCUGAGACUAGCAGGGGAGCAGGUACCGUCUGAGGUCAGUAAGAUGUCCCAGAAGGACCUGGCCUUCGUAGCAGAGUUUCUACAGGAGAAUCUCACAGAGGAGACACCAUCUCCAGGAAGACCCAAAAGAUUCAAUCUUGAGAAAGUUGGUCAGUAUCUCAACAAGAAGGAUGAAGAUCUUCCAUUUCCUCAGGACUUGUCAAAGAUCCCUUGGGAGACCUUCAUGCAGUCAAGUACAUAUCUAAAAGGGAGUGAGUUGCUGUUUCCACACCACCAGAAAAAGUCGCUGUAUCAAGUCUUCAACAUAACUAAGACAGCUGUGGAGAGAGCACUGGAAGGGCCUGCAGCAGUGAUUGGGAGGUCCUUCAACUGCUUAGGAAGCCUGCCCUUGUAUUCUAUGGUUAAAAGGGGAGACAGCCAACACAAGAGGCUACCAGUUCUUCCAAUGAGCCAGUUCAGCGGUGGUGAACCUCGCCAUGUUUUCACACUGGUGAUUCCUGACCAGGACACCCUCAGCAGAAUCCUGGUCAUCAGGCACCCCACCCAGCUGCACAGUGAACUUCUUGUGAUGGAGGGGGCGUGGUUAAAGGUCGGAGGUCAACUAGGAGAGCAAGAAGCAAAAAGAUGCAGUUCCCACAAGAUCCUAGACGUCUCGUACUAUGAUGAGGGGACGUUAGCACUGCUGCUGCAGGAGGGGGAGGGGGAGUGCUGCCCUGUCCUGGCCCUCCUCCCCCUCAUGGCCCUGGAUGACUGUGGGUUUGCAGUGUUGGAAGUCUCACAGACAUUCCCUCUAACCGCAACUGUGGCCUCCAUCGGAGAUAGAGUAGGACUGUGCAUGUAUGAUGUGGGCCACCAGAUCACUCAGUACCGCUACCUGGAGAAUGCAGACCCUGGAGUCAUGGCAGUGGGUGGGGAGAGGAAAGUGGGAGCUGUGCUGUAUGGUCACCAGCGCCGGUUGCGACUUUUUGACAUGAAUGCAGAGGAAGAAGGGGACAGUGAUGAAGACAUCAGUGAUAACGACAUGCAGGAUCUCAAUGAGACAAGAUGAGCCCAGAAUGAUAAAUGUAAAAGUAGCCAUUUGUCUGACAUGUAAACUGUUACAUUUUGUAUGUCUGAUGUGCAUUAAAAUGUGUUGCAUAUUCUUGAAGGACAUCCCUAUACUUUUAGAAGUUUUCAGUGUCGUUUUUACUUUUUCUAUUAUUAGGUCUAUAGAGUCUAUACACACAAUGGAGGAAAGGCUUCAAAUUUUUCAUAUACAAGCAGGGCAUGAUAACAAGAUGUGUUAUACUUUGCUGAUAUGGUGCAGACAUAUUUGGAGCACUAGUUUUGUUUUUGUUUUCACUUCAUCUUUAUUGCAGGCUUUGUACUCCUUCUUUACCUAGUAGGGUAAAACUGAGAGUAGGAGUCCCAGUUACAUAACUAGGAUGGCAGCCAGGCUGGCAGAUUCCUUUCUCACGGGAAGUGGUCUCACUAGGUAGACACUGAUAAAUUGCGGCGUGCAAUCUGCUUGGCAGCCUCGGAGAUGUAGUCUUUAUACUCGCCAGGCGCGAUGACUGAAGAACGCUUGCGUGACCUGGCAGCAAAGGACUGAGCCUCAGGCUCGGGCCCAGACACCUUCACGGCCAUCAGGUUUGACAGGAUG
Molecule: messenger RNA, 3082 nt
Organism: Branchiostoma belcheri (Belcher's lancelet)
Lineage: Eukaryota; Metazoa; Chordata; Leptocardii; Amphioxiformes; Branchiostomatidae
Product: anaphase-promoting complex subunit 4-like
Exons: 28
Coding region: 92-2488 (798 amino acids)
Biological process (GO): anaphase-promoting complex-dependent catabolic process; positive regulation of mitotic metaphase/anaphase transition; protein K11-linked ubiquitination
Cellular component (GO): anaphase-promoting complex; nuclear periphery
Molecular function (GO): protein binding
Source: RefSeq, a predicted model, not a curated record